UCUAUGCUAAUAUUGUGGACCAACUGCCGAUCCUUAACAUGCAAUCUGUUAAGUAAUUACAAAUGUGUGCUUUACACAUUAGACUCAAUUUUAUUAAAGAUACUCUCCUAAUCAAUCUGCUGUAUGCUUGAAGUGGAUUGCAUUCUACGAUGUCUUGCAACAAGAACCACUUACUCACUGCUGGGGCUUUCAUUGGUGGAUUGUUAGCUAUCCUUGGAGGGAUUCUUAUACCCGUGGGGAAUUCCAUUAUUGAAGACAAUGUUAAAAAGGAGGCUGUUAUUGAAAAUGGAACCGUUGCUUAUGAAAACUGGGUACUCGCAGGAAGUCCAGUGUACAGGCAGUUUUGGUUGUUUAAUGUAAACAACCCAUUAGAAAUUGCACAAAAUGGAUCAAAGCCCAUUCUCAGACAAAAAGGCCCCUAUACCUACAGGGUUCGAUAUCUGCCAAAGAUAAAUAUUACAGUAAACCUCAACAACACUAUCUCCUUCCUACAACCAUACUGUGCAUAUUUUGAGCCAGGUUUAUCUGUAGGUACAGAAGAAGACAACAUCACAUUUCUGAAUCUCGCUGUUGCAGGGGCACCAUCUAUUCUCCCACCUUUAUUACUUCCUCUUCUGAACAACGCAAUCAAACAAACAAACUCAUCUUUAUUCCAAACCAGAACAGUAAAAGAAAUGCUGUGGGGAUAUGAGGACCCUGUAUUAAAACAAUUACGUUUACCAGAUCCACAUACUGGAGUAUUUUACCCAUAUAAUGGAACAGCAGACGGAUACUACAAUAUUUUUACCGGAAGAGGUAACAUUGAAAAACUUGGAAUAAUUGACAGAUGGCAAGGUAAAGGAAAGCUGACCACCUGGCAAGAUCCUUAUUGUGACAUGAUCAAUGGUACAGAUGGAUCUGUAUUUCCACCAUUCAUUGAUAAGAGGAAGCUGUUAGACUUCUUUUCUUCUGAUAUUUGCAGGUCAGUAAGUGCUGAGUAUGAAAGCAGCAGGGUUUUGAAGGGGAUUCCAGUCUACCGUUUUAUGCUCCCUUCCAAAACCUUUGCAUCUCCAGUUGAUAAUCCAGAAAACAAGUGCUACUGCAAAGAUCCUCGAUUCACCAGGAACUGCACUAUGGCUGGAAUCCUUGACAUAAGUGGAUGUAAAGAAGGCCAGUAUUACACUCCUUGUACCAUACUUUAUUUUUCACUGUACGUUGCAGAUACAACAGUUGUGGUAUUGUUACAUAAUUUUAUGGAUAUUUUUAUUGCUUUCGUAGGAAUGCCAAUCUAUAUCUCCCUUCCCCAUUUCUUGUAUGGCAGUGAAGCACUAAAAGAAGCAAUUGAUGGGAUGGAACCAAAUGAGGAAGAGCACUCAACUUUUCUUGAUGUAGAACCUGUAACUGGAAUUUCUUUGAAUGUUGCCAAAAGACUGCAAGUCAACAUAGCGGUUCAACCUUCAAACCAGAUAGAAGUGUUGUCAAACAUUAAGGAACCUAUUCUUUUUCCACUUGUUUGGCUUAAUGAGACAGCCACUGUUGACGAUGCUACUGCAGAGGAACUCAAAGGGGCCUUGAUUUCUACUAUGGAUCUUCUCGAAACAAUACAGAUGACCUUGAUCGGCUGUGGAUGUGUGAUUUUUCUGGCAUCCAUAAUCUCACUUUGUGUACUGAAAAAAAACAAAACAAAAAAAUAUGACCAAUCUAAGGAGAUGACCGAUAAAGGAAUUUCUGCAAAUCAUUUUUGAUAGAACAAAUGAAGGAUUUUUCUUCUGCAGUCCCUCUCACUCAUUAUGUUUUCCUUAUUAAUGUCAGUAUUUCCCCACUACUUGUACUGUAUUUGUUGAGCUAAAAUUCAAUUUACCUCUUGAAAUGUUGCAAUAAAAUGAGUAUAAAUCUGAAA
Messenger RNA from Acipenser ruthenus (sterlet), 1879 nucleotides. It is a transcript of the gene cd36, whose product is annotated as CD36 molecule (thrombospondin receptor). Lineage: Eukaryota; Metazoa; Chordata; Actinopteri; Acipenseriformes; Acipenseridae. Gene Ontology annotation, cellular component: caveola; cell surface; cytoplasm. Gene Ontology annotation, molecular function: scavenger receptor activity; low-density lipoprotein particle receptor activity; low-density lipoprotein particle binding. Gene Ontology annotation, biological process: lipid storage; receptor-mediated endocytosis; long-chain fatty acid import into cell. The record is from RefSeq and is a predicted model, not a curated record. The transcript is spliced from 13 exons. The coding region runs from base 150 to 1724 and encodes 524 amino acids.